AUGGCGGCGGUGCGGCGCGCGCUGCUCUGGGCGGCUGUGUUCGGGCCGCUGCUGGCCGCGCGCGCCGACGAUAUCAUCUUCAGGGUCCCUGAGGUGCUGGUCCGUCAUGCCGCCGCAUCGAAACCGGUGGGCACAGGGCGCACAAAUUCUAGUCGCGCAAAUAAUGGUUCCGAGCAGUGGGCCGGCGAAGACAACUUACUAGAAGUCCGCUACGAAGAAUAUUUCGUUGAACAUGACAUUUCAACUGCAGACGCACGGCGUGCUGCUGCUGAGCUCAACCUUGACAAUGUGCCAUCGAGUCGUGAAGGUUGCGGUACGUGCAGUCGAAGCGACAUGGAGUACUGUGAAACACGCGUGUUGGCAGACCACUGCUGCUGUGAGCGGAGCUACCUGCCUGAUCCAUUCCCAUGGUUACCUCACACAUGUUAUACUGGCCCACACCGUUGUCGACCGCUGGCGCAUGAUUGCGUUAACUACGCUCGCCGACGGGACUGCUGCUGUCACAGGAAAUUAGCUGAACGAUGGAAGAGCAUCUUAUCGAAUUCUACGAGGCUGGGUAUUAGUGGAGCUUCACUCUUACUGUUGUCAAUAUUGCUUCUAGUGGCGCACCUUUGA
Messenger RNA from Diatraea saccharalis (sugarcane borer), 615 nucleotides. The record is from the annotation of a GenBank genome assembly. Lineage: Eukaryota; Metazoa; Arthropoda; Insecta; Lepidoptera; Crambidae.